Molecule: messenger RNA, 1911 nt
Organism: Aegilops tauschii subsp. strangulata
Lineage: Eukaryota; Viridiplantae; Streptophyta; Magnoliopsida; Poales; Poaceae
Source: RefSeq, a predicted model, not a curated record
UGAAUUGUCACUUCCGUGGCUGCUUCGCCUGCCACCGUCCGUCCAUGCCUCGUCAGUCCCCGAGCUGGCCGUACUGUCGCCGCGUGCCUUGACUGCUCCUAUCUCUCCCCCUCCCCCUCCCACUUCGCCCCAUCGGACUUUCUUGACGGCGGCGGCUCUCGAUCGGCGGUGGGCAUUGCUCCUUCUCGGCGUGCACUGACACCACAGAUUGGCUGCUUAUUUCGGGACAGCACAACCCAUUGGUUCUUCAGUGAUGCCUCGGAGCAGGAGCCAUCUCAAACUAACCUCGCCUUGCUCCCCGAAGGCCGUCCACAAGGUCAUCUCCCGCUUCUCCCCCGAGAAGAAGCAGCUCGUGCGGUCAAUCGGUUUCGGGGGCCUACUGGAGCUGCCACUGCACAGGAAGGUCGGCCACAGGUUCUCCCUGUGGCUCCUCACCAAGGUAGCUCGAGAUGCCACUCGUGCUCAAUCUGCAGCAGCCGGCAAAGUUGCCGGCAUACCGUUCUACCCACACGAUGUCAGCAUAGUGUUCGGCGUGCCCUCCGGAGGACGUCCGGUGCCCAAGAAGGAUCAGGUUCAGGGGCUUGUUUCCGAUGAGGCCAAGGCGACCGUGCGCGGCGCGCUCGGCUUGGACGAAGGAGACGACAGCAGGCUCAGAAUCCUGCAUGCUGCAAAGCAUGUACUGAAGAAGAGAUUCCGUCGGGGAAUGGCGGAGAAGGACCGGGCUGCAUUCAAGGUCGCGUUCGUGGUCUUCGUUGUGGAGAAUCUGCUGGCUCCAAGGGAGGUGGACUCUAUAUCCCUGGACUACUUCAUGGCCCUGCGGCGUCCUGAUGAGAUUCAGACGUAUGAUUGGUCCGAGUACGUGAUUCGUGUCAUUUUGGACUCUGCCUGCCAAGUUCAGGCUGCUUUUGCUCAGGGGCGGCCUGUGGAGAAUCUGUUUGGAUGCAUUCUUUUCUUACAGAUAUUCUAUCUGGAUAACUUGGAUUUUGGUCGUGAGAAGAAUCUGCUGCAUGAUCACACACCACGAUGCAAGGCAUAUGACUACGACACGAUUAAGAAGCUUGCCAAAGCCGACCGCACCCGUUAUCGUGAUGGUGGUUUACGGUCCUUUGGAAGAAAGUCGGCACGAGAGGCCUCUGAUGUUUGUUACGAGCGUUCUAUCACUCGAUGCGGUAACCACGUGAACGGUGUUGUGGUUGGUUCAGCCGACGGUGGAGAACAGGAUGGCCACUCUGAUGAUAUAGUCUUCACGGAUGGUAGAGUUUUCAAUCAGAAAAUUUUAUGUGAAGUGUGUGGAGAUGUUGGUAUGGAAGAUCUUGUGAUGUUCUGCGCUUGCGGUGCUACUGUGCAUCAAUAUUGUUCAGACCCGGUUGUUCUUGAUGCAACAUUAGUAGAAUGGUCAUGUGAUGAGUGUCAGGCAAAGCAGGGCAAUGCCGCUGCUGACAAAUUAUCAGCAGAGGCGCUGAAUCGAAAGCGGCCUAGUCAUUAUCUAACGGAAAUUACAGUGGCAACAAACAGUGUCUCGAAAAAGGCCUGUGUGCAAAAAGGAGAUCAGGAAGAACAUUUCGCGUAAGAAGUCCAGUUCAUGUGCUUGCUGACGUUGACAGAUCAAAUUCUUUCUACCCAAGGGAUUGUUUAGAGGAACUUGGUUUUUUUUUUUCAAUUAUGAUCUGUGCAGAUUAAACCUUCUGGUUUCCUGGCUGCCUGUCUACUAGUACUAGAAUCGCGGCAUUAAUGAGGUGGAUAUAUGUCUCAAAAAGGUUUUGUAGUAGCCAUCUAUUUCUGAAACUUUUAGAUGUUCACGAACUGGGUUCUGUCCCUCGACUUGUGCUCUUUCUCACUUAAGGGAUUACCUACAUGUUUUAAGUAUCAUGUAGGAGUAUAAGUUUUGGCACAAAAAAAUAUUUGUGAUUA